Messenger RNA from Psilocybe cubensis, 1455 nucleotides. RefSeq lists its product as uncharacterized. NCBI's taxonomy places the organism in Eukaryota, Fungi, Basidiomycota, Agaricomycetes, Agaricales, Agrocybaceae. Bases 1 to 1455 code for a protein of 484 amino acids. The record is from RefSeq and is a predicted model, not a curated record. The transcript has a single exon.
AUGCCCAACAGUGCAAUCAACGUAUCACAAACCCCAAAAAGAGGAAAAAUUGUUAACAUGGCCCCAGAACCUUUGAAAAUCGAAUCGUCGCUUAUAUCCCGUCUAAACGCCGAUAUUGUCGGUGAAAUAUUUACCGUUUACGUCGACCAGUGGAUAAAAGACAACCGCCAAGAAACGACACCCACUCAGCCAGCUAUUUAUGUUCUUUGCAAAGUAAACCAAGAAUGGAGAAGGCUUGCCCGCCGAACGCCGCGACUUUGGAGAUGUAUAAUCAUAUGGUAUUCGACACGAACAUGGAACACCUGUGAAGCUCUCUUAUCUGACUGGAUACAAUGCGCCGCAUCAUCACCUCUUCAAGUUUAUGUUUUCUCCACAGAAGCGCCUGACACAGAACUGCAUCCGUUGCUGCGCGAAACCCUGAUGCUAAAUGCAUCUAAAUGGUCUUCUUUCAUAUGUUUAGGACCCACGCCAUUUUGGGGCACACCCGUCAAGGAAUAUUGGUCGUUCCCACAGCUCAAAUCCAUUGCGAUUAGUUUAGACGACGACACAUACUGUAAUUUCAGCGAUGCACCACUUCUUAAGGAGUUGGUCGUGAGAAAUUUGCAAAAGAACGUCAGUGUCCAUUGGAGCCAACUAACACUAGUUGACAUAGCAGUCGAGAAGCUUGAAUAUGCGAUUUUACCGCUAAAGGAACUUAAAGUUGUACAGGAUCUUAGGUUAACGGUUGAACAAUGGCUACUUGAAGACCAGUUAACCGUCGUGACGCCAAAGUUGCACCCCCACCUAAGAAAGCUCUCUUUGCACAUGCCAAAACAGACAUCGGUCAUUAUAUUCAAUGCGCUCUCGACCCCCGCCCUGACCGAUGUCUCUUUAUACUUGCAAUCAGACCCCAACAAAAGCGACGAAGAUUGGCUACGUUCCUUUUUAGCAUUGAUCUCCAGACCAGGGCGACUUCAAUCUCUGACAAGUCUAAAACUCGGCCGCCUUGGUAACAUCACUGAAGCAAAGUUUGUCAGUCUUCUGGCACAGAUUCCUUCAAUCAUCAAUAUAGAGAUACUCAACCCUGGAUUUGUGAUCUCUGAUACUAUCGUUGAUGCCAUGAACCCGCAAAACGGCAUACAGGGAAGAUGCAUGCUUCCCAACGCGACACACGUGAUGUUCAAGAAUGUGAAGAUCCAAUUCGAUGGUUUUCUUCUUCUCAACAUGCUCAAACAAAGGAAAAAAUGCACAGAACACCCGAACGAUUCGAAUGCAGUACUACUCAACAAAAUACCUGUCAUCACGUCCUUCAAGAAAAUCGAGUUUUGGUACAACAACCCUGAAUGGAUUAGGUCGGAUUCGUUUGAAGACCCGAACCUAGUCAUGUUAUUCUUCUACGAGGUCUUCAAGCUCAAAAAUUCCAACAAAAUCCUUCUUAAAUUCUGCUGCCUGCAUGACGAUCCGUUUGAGGACUAA